Octopus bimaculoides (California two-spot octopus) is the source of this 577-nucleotide messenger RNA. RefSeq lists its product as uncharacterized. NCBI's taxonomy places the organism in Eukaryota, Metazoa, Mollusca, Cephalopoda, Octopoda, Octopodidae. The record is from RefSeq and is a predicted model, not a curated record.
AACACGUAUCAUUUCAGGUCUUACAAGAAGUAUGUGAAUUGUCUGACCGAAGGCAUUGGUAAAUCCGACGAGGAGCAAGACAUGUUCCUCAAUUUACUUUAUCAAAACGAAUCGAUGCACAUCUCAUACGCGGGAAUCUGCCAUGACGUAAACGAUCUUAUAAAAGGUACCCAAUGCUUGGCGAUAACCGAAGAGUUGAAAGUAUGCUAUAAUAAUUUCGCCAGGUCACUUUCAAUGAUAACGGAGAAAUUUGAAGCGCCUCUACCUGAUCAUCCGGCUAGCGGUACCCUGAAAGCGUCAGCCUGCAACGUGACCGUUACAAGAUACAAAUGCGAACUCGCCAUCUACAGGCGCUGCAGCAAGAGAGUUGGGCAAAUUAUGAUGAACUUCUUGGUCGGAGCAUUGCCCAGUCGCUGCCAGAUUCAAAUGGGAGUGACAUCCGAGUACACUGCCAUGUAUGGAAGCAAUAUCAGUAGAGUUACUUCCAGUUGGCCCGUGGUGUUCUUGUGUGUUUUACUCACUCUAAAUUCCUCAUUCUUCCAAACAUUGCAAUAAAGUAUUUGUAUUGUUCUUCGCA